This is a messenger RNA of Stegastes partitus (bicolor damselfish), 9249 nucleotides long. RefSeq names its product collagen, type VII, alpha 1 (gene col7a1). Lineage: Eukaryota; Metazoa; Chordata; Actinopteri; Pomacentridae. The record is from RefSeq and is a predicted model, not a curated record. Gene Ontology annotation, molecular function: serine-type endopeptidase inhibitor activity; protein binding. The transcript is spliced from 116 exons. The coding region runs from base 307 to 9045 and encodes 2912 amino acids.
UCUGGACUGUUCUGCUGCUGCUCGUGUUCAACCAACGCCAACCGAGGCAGCCUCGGGAACCAGAAACAGCGUUUUCAGUUUUGUCAGUCCCCUGCAGGGAUGCAGCGACGGGAGUUGUGUCUUUGAGCUGCAGCGGAUGACCGUGGCGUUGCUUUGUGCUAUUUGAAGUUGUGACCCUGGACUGUGCAAACCGCUGUGUGGCGGCUCACUGCCCGGAGAGUCCGGGCUGGAUAUGCCACAGGUGGAAAGGUGUGGAGCGGCAGGCUGUGGCCCGGAGCACGGAGCAGAGAUCCGCAGGUUGUGAAGAUGUGGAGCUGGGUUUUCACUGUGGCUGUCCUGUUGUCCUCCAUCAAACAGGCUAAAGCUCAGGGCAGAUGUAAUAAUGUGCAGGCAGCAGAUAUUGUCUUCCUGGUGGAUGGAUCCUCCAGUAUCGGCCGAGCAAACUUCCUGCAGGUGAAGGGCUUCAUGGCUGGAAUCGUAAAGCCAUUUGCCGGCUCCGUUGGCGAGUCAGGGAUUCGGUUUGGGGCCAUACAGUACAGUGACACCUCAAGGGUUGAGUUCACCUUCACUACCUACCUGAAUGGCACUGAAUUAGUCAACGCUGUACAGAAUCUAAACUAUAAAGGUGGAAACACACGCACUGGAGCUGGACUCAAGUUUGUCGCCGAUAACUUCUUCAAUCCUGCAUCCAGUCGAGAUGUCCCAAAGAUCACCAUCCUGAUCACAGACGGGAAGUCCCAGGACAGUGUGCAGGAACCAGCGCAGAAGCUGCGCAGUCAGGGAGUGCAUGUAUUUGCAGUCGGCAUUAAGAGUGCAGACAGGAAUGAAUUGGCUCAGAUCUCCUCCCAGCCCAGCAAUGAUUUCACCUCCUUUGUUGGAGACUUCAAGCUGCUGAACACACUUCUUCCUCUCGUGAGCCCUCGAGUGUGCUCCAAAGCAGGAGGAGUCUAUGCCAGUGAUGAGGCCUUUUCUGGUCCAUCCAACAUCCAGUUCACUGGCCAGACGUCUGACACUCUCCGAUUUCGCUGGAGUGCUGCAGGAGGGCCUGUGAGCGGCUAUGUAGUCCAGUAUGUGCCGCUCUCUGGCCUCGGUCAGCCAAUCACAGCAGAGCUGCGUCAGGAGACUGUUGCUGCGAAUCAGAGGACCUUCACUGCACGAGAGCUGAGGUCAGGAACAGACUACCUGGUAACUGUCAUCGCACAGUACCCCAACAGCGUGGGAGAGUCUGCUUCUGCCAAGCAACGAACCAGGUCGUUGCCAGGUGUCUCCAGCCUACGCUUGGUCCAGGCAGGAUUCUUUUCUCUGUCUGUGGGCUGGGAUGUGCCUUCAUCUGCUGUCCAGGGCUACAGACUCACCUAUGGCCCACGAGGUCAACCAGCUGCUCAGCUGUUGGAGCAGUCGCUGGCUGCAGACUCCACAUCUGUCACCUUGGAGUCACUUCAGCCCGACACAGAGUAUGUGAUCAGCCUCUACCCCCUGUUCCCCCGAAACUCUGCAUCCCCAUCUGUCCUCAACGCCCGCACACUGCGCCUCGAGGCCGUGCAGCAGUUGUCAGUGGACACGGUGUCAGAGGGCAGCGUUCGAGUGCGAUGGAGAGGCGUCAGCGGUGCAAGAGCCUACCGUCUAGUGUGGGGACCUUUUACAGGUCGUAAUGUCGAGACCGUGGAGGUUGCUGGUGACAGCGAGUUCUACACAUUGUCCAGGCUGCAGCCGGAUACCGAGUACAUUGUCACCAUCAUCCCGCUGUAUGAAGGCAACACCGAGGGCCCCGUUGCAACUGCAAGGUUCAAGAUCGAGCGUCAGGAGCAGCAGGUCCUCAGAGCAGCUACUACUGGCUCCUCGUCUAUUCGCCUUACCUGGAGAAUCAUCCAGUCCUCUCGAGGGUAUCGUCUGGAGUGGAGAGAAGGGGAAGGAGGUCGUGUCCAGACCCUGUCCUUCCCCAGAAGCACCACCAGCCAUGAGCUGACAGGCCUUCAACCCAACACUGAAUACGUCAUCACCCUGUACACCCUGUACGAAGGCCGUGAGGAGGCCACACCUGUCUCCACCACAUCCAGAGAGGAACAGCCAGUGGGGAGGGUGUCCAACCUGCGAGUGGUGGAGUCUCUGGGCAGCACUGUCAGACUCGGCUGGACAGGUGUAGCUGGGGCCACACAGUAUCGAAUCAUUAUCCAGAACACAGAAGUGGGAACAGACGAAAUCCGAGUUAUCUCCGGAAACCAGACGACCCUGGACCUCAGAGACCUCAUAGUGGGAGUGUCAUAUGGCGUCAGUGUCACAGCACUGGUGGGAGAAAACGAAGGAGACCCAGUUACUGUCUACAUCAAACCAGAACAAAGUGCUGGGAGAGUGACAAAUCUCAGAGUUACAAAUGCAAACAGUCGAAGGAUGCGAAUUGCUUGGACUGGUGUUACUGGGGCAACAGGGUACAGGGUGACUUGGAGACAAGGCAGCAGUGCAGAACAGUCUCGUGUGCUUGGCGCGGAGGCCACAACUUUCACUAUGGACGGCCUGCAGCCAGACGAGGGGCUGGUAAUUGGUGUAGCAGCUGUUGUAGGUCAGCGUGUUGGAGAGGUGGCCACACUGUCUGCUCGGACUAAUCCCCACGGCGGAGGACUGUCUGGACUUCGUGUCGUUGAUGUCACCUCUCAGAGGAUACGCAUCACAUGGUCACCUACCGCAAGGGCAACUGGUUAUAGGAUCACUUGGCGUCGUGAUGAUGAGUCAGAUCAGUCUGUGGUUGGGACGGUGACGUCACUGCAAGUCCAGGAGACCCGUGGGGAGGUCGUUCGAGUCACUUGGGUCGGUGUGCAGGGAGCAACGUCUUAUCGAGUGUCUUGGAAGAGAACGGAUGGUGGUCAAGAGAGGAGUCAGUUGGUGGGUGGAGAUGUGACAGCAGUGGAUUUAGACCGGCUGGACCCUGGAGCUCAGUAUGAGGUGCAGGUCAUGGCUUUAGUUCAAAACCGAGAGGGAACCCCUGUGUCUGUCAGAGUCACCACACAUACCAGCCCAGGGCUGUCGGUUACGCUGCCUUCAUCGUCCAGCUCCUACCAGGUGACUGGGUUGCGUUUGGGCCGUCGAUACCGAUUCAGCGUGAGGCCCUCCUUUCAAAGUGGAAUGGGAAGAGAGAGCUUUGUGGACGAACGCACUGUGUGUCUGGGUGGACGUCUGGAUGUGGUGUUUCUGGUGCCUGCAUCUACUGAUCGGAUUGGCCUUGCAAGGAAUCUGCGUGAACUCGUCACCAGUGCAGCAGGCUCACUUACCAAUGUUGGACCCCGUGACUCACAGGUUGGGGUUGUAGUAUAUGGAUUUAGACCAAAAAUAUGGUUCCUGCUCAACCGCCACAGUAGAUCUGACACACUGCUCCAAGAGAUCCAGUCCACACCAUUUGAUGAAAGCCCAGGGAAUAACAUUGGUGAGGCGGUGACUUUCACCAGACAGUACCUUCUGACCCCCUCAGCCGGACGGAGACCAACAGUACCUGGUCCAGGUCCAGACCAGUGCUCCAUUCAGUGCCCUCGGGGUGAGAAGGGAGAACGUGGAGACAGGGGUGAGAGAGGCAGAGAUGGUGUAGAUGGACGCAAUGGAGAGCCUGGUCGCGAUGGUAUUCCCGGGCCGGAAGGCCCCAGAGGCCCUGACGGACGCCCGGGUCCACCAGGCCAGUCCAUCCCUACUGACCCCUCACUGGGGGUGAAAGGGGAAAAAGGGGAGAGAGGUUUCCCUGGUAUCGAUGGAAGUCCAGCGUUGCCAGGACGGCCAGGUGCCCCCGGAAAUGCAGGUGUCCCAGGUUCACAGGGGAUACCUGGUAUCAGAGGAAACCCAGGUGAACCAGGAGGAACAGGUCCACAAGGGCCAAAGGGUGAUAGAGGUGAAAGGGGUGAACCUGGUUCUUCUGUGUCUGGAGGGGGUUUUCCAGGGAGGAAAGGAGAACCAGGCAUCUCAGGAAUACCGGGAAAUCCAGGUCGACCGGGCAGCGACGGGGUCAAAGGAACCUCUGGAGUUCCAGGGACACCAGGUCAGGAUGGUCGCCCUGGGAUACCAGGAACGCCAGGACUCUCCAUCAAGGGAGAUAAGGGCAGCUCAGGAGAGAGGGGACCUCCAGGAGUCGGCAGCGGGGUGGCUGUGAAGGGCGACAAGGGCUCCCCUGGUGCUACAGGACCUCCAGGGGCUCAGGGUCUGAGAGGGCCAACAGGACCAGAGGGCAGAAAAGGAGACAAGGGCGAUGGGAGUGAUGGACAGCCUGGAACUCCAGGCAAACAAGGGGAGCCUGGGGACAGGGGCCCCCGUGGACCUCCAGGAGAAAUUGGCAGCAAGGGUGACCGAGGACAGCCAGGUGAGCCUGGAUCACAGGGAGACAGGGGGGAGAGAGGACCGGCUGGUGAAACUGGGGAGAGAGGGGACCCAGGGAAGCCAGGCCUUCCAGGAACACAAGGGCUGAGAGGUUUAUCGGGACUCGGUGGACCUCCAGGAGAAAAGGGAAAUGACGGCGCGCGAGGGGAACCUGGCAGAAGUGUUCCAGGUUUCCCAGGCAAGAAGGGAGAACAGGGGGAGCGAGGCCUGCCUGGUUCUGAGGGCACGAGGGGAGAAAAGGGAGAGCAGGGGCAGAGAGGAGAGAAAGGGGCUUCAGGUUCAGGAGGGUCAGGAGUUGGCGGAGCUAAAGGAGAGCCGGGAGAGCGAGGCCUCGCUGGUAUUAGUGGAAGACCGGGUGCCAAGGGAGACCCGGGGGAACCAGGAGAGAGGGGAGAGAACGGGCGCCCAGGAAUCCCAGGAAAACCCGGUUCUCCUGGUAAAGAGGGAGAGAAAGGAGAGAAGGGCGAUGAAGGCACUCCUGGGGAGUCUGGACUUCCAGGAAAGUCAGGAGAAAGAGGACUGAGGGGACUGGCUGGUCAGCCCGGAAGGCCAGGAGAGAAGGGAGACAUGGGAGACCCUGGAGAGCACGGGAGAAAUGGCAGCCCUGGACCUGCUGGAGUAAGAGGAGAGAAAGGCGAACAGGGACCUCAAGGGCCUGCAGGACCACCAGGAAAAGUGAGCGAUAUCCAGGGUCAGCUGAGAGGAGAAAGAGGCGAGAAGGGCGAUGCCGGCGACCCAGGAGAGCACGGUCAGAAAGGUCAGAAAGGCGAAGGAGGGAUUCCUGGAGCUGCAGGACUACGUGGUCCAGAGGGACAACGAGGGCCUGCAGGCACAAGAGGUGAUGCAGGAGAAAGAGGAGCACCUGGAGAGAAGGGAGAGAGGGGAGCAUCUGGCCUAGAUGGGCGUCCUGGUCUGGAUGGUAAACCAGGUGCUGCCGGACCACCUGGACAGAGGGGUGAUCCUGGGAAACAGGGAGACUCUGGGAGAGAUGGAUUACCAGGACUAAGAGGGGAGCAGGGUCCCCCUGGGCCUGUUGGGCCUCCAGGCAAUUCAGGGACACCUGGUAAAGCAGGGGAAGAUGGCAAACCUGGACCUGCUGGCAAAAUGGGUGAGGAUGGAGUGCCAGGUGAAGAUGGAAGAAAGGGUGACAAAGGAGAAGCUGGAGCAGCUGGAAGAGAUGGCCGUGAUGGACAGAAAGGAGACCGGGGUCUCACCGGACCUGUAGGCCCCACUGGUCCCCAGGGAACUCCUGGAGUGCCUGGCAGCAUUGGUCCUCCUGGACAGGUUGUGUUUGUAAAAGGAGUCGAAGCAGCACCGAUCCCAGGUCCUCAGGGGCCUCCAGGAACACCUGGUGUCCCUGGAAUCCCAGGAGCUGUAGGAGGCAGAGGGGAAAGAGGUCAACCUGGCCUUAAAGGUGACGCUGGAGACCCAGGCGAGGACGGGGCACCAGGAAAACCAGGAACAGCAGUGGAUGUCCAAAAAGCUCUGGCAGGCUUUGGUAUUCGGGUGUCUGAUCUGAAGGUGGUUGUGGACAGGAAGGAUGCACUCGUGGCUGCUCCAGCGCAAAAGCCAGAGAAAGGUGAAAAGGGGGAUAGAGGUGAAGCUGGACAGAGAGGACCAUCUGGUGCAGAUGGCGCUCGUGGUUUUCCAGGAGAGAGAGGAUCCAAAGGAGACCAAGGGGAGCGAGGAACGGCAGGAGCACCUGGGCCUAUGGGAAGAGCCAUUGGGGAACGAGGGCCAGAGGGACCCCCGGGGCCUGCUGGAGAGCCAGGCAAGCCUGGAAUACCAGGAGUUCCUGGGCGAGCUGGGGAACUGGGGGAGGCUGGAAGACCUGGAGAAAAGGGGGAGAGAGGAGAAAGAGGUGACAAAGGAGAUGCUGGUAAAAUUGGAUUAACAGGACCAGCCGGCCCACCAGGUCAAAAGGGAGCAUCCGCUGACUCAGUGCUGGUUGGUUCACCUGGUGCCAGAGGCCUUCCAGGACUUGCAGGCCAGAAAGGAGAACCUGGUGCUGGAGGACUAACAGGACCCAAAGGAGACAGAGGUUUUGUGGGGCCUCAAGGUAACAAAGGAGACAGAGGAGAGGCUGGAGAAAAAGGACGCGAUGGCUCACCGGGAAUACCAGGAGAACCUGGAAAAUCUGGUCAGGAUGGAAAACCGGGCUUGCCUGGGUUCCCAGGAGUUCUAGGCAGACCGGGAAACCCAGGAGAGCCUGGCAUUAGAGGCCCUACUGGUCCCAUGGGUCCAAAUGGACUGCCAGGUCCACCAGGUGUGAAGGGUAAUCAAGGAGAAGCAGGAAUUGGUGUCCAGGGUCCUCCGGGUGCCCAGGGGAGCACAGGUCUGCCAGGACCAGCAGGCCCUCCAGGAGCCAUAGGUCCACAGGGCCCCCCAGGACUGUCAGGACAGGUGGGUGAAGCAGGUAAACCGGGGGUCCCUGGAAGAGAUGGGGUCCCUGGCAAAGAAGGAAUACCCGGAUUACCAGGAAAGCAGGGCAUUUCUGGACCUUCAGGCCAGGCCGGCUUAAAGGGAGAGCAGGGAGAUAGCGGCCCUCCAGGGAAGUCUGUGGCUGGACCCCCCGGACCCAAAGGAGAAAGGGGUCUUCCUGGUCAAACACUGCCAGGCAUAGCUGGAGAGAGAGGUCUGCCUGGUGAAAAGGGCAACAGGGGAGACAAAGGUGCUUCUGGCAUCAAAGGAGAAAGAGGAGCAGCUGGUGAACCAGGAGAUCCUGGAGAAGAUGGAGCACAAGGAUCUUCUGGACCGAAAGGAGAUAAGGGAGAGAAGGGCAUCGGGCUAGCAGGUUCUCCUGGUCGGGAUGGGCCUGCAGGUUUAAAGGGUGAUCCAGGGCUUCCUGGUCCAGCAGGGCCUCCUGGGCCACCGGGGAAGUCAGGGAACACUGGGCAGCCAGGUGUGAGAGGAGAAAAUGGACAACCAGGACCCCAAGGGCCUUCAGGAGAGAGGGGUCUCCAAGGCUUUGCAGGUCGUGCAGGAAAUGUUGGACCUCCUGGUCCUGCUGGUCCUGCUGGACAGGCAGGUUCUCCUGGAGCUGCUGGGGUCAAAGGGGACAAGGGGGAAGUUGGUGUUGGCGUACCUGGUCCCAGAGGAGAGAGAGGAGAUCCAGGGCCCAGAGGCGAGGAGGGUCGAGCCGGCUUGGACGGGGAGAGAGGACCAACAGGUCCUCCAGGGAUCCGCGGAGCUCGAGGAGAGAAGGGAGACGGCGGGCUGCCAGGUGACAAAGGAGAGAAGGGGGACACUGUGCUGGUGGGAGGACCUCCUGGAGAAAAGGGCAACAAAGGAGAAACAGGUGACAGAGGACCCAAAGGUGUACAAGGAGAAAAAGGGGGGAAAGGCCAAGAGGGUCCAGCUGGAGAGCAGGGUCUGAGGGGAGAGCCUGGAGAACGAGGAUCCACUGGAUUCCCAGGUGCCCGAGGUCCUGGAGGACAGAAGGGAGAAGCAGGCCUGCCUGGAGUACCUGGUGAAUUGGGUUUACCAGGAAAAGAUGGACUGCCAGGGUGGAAGGGGGAUAAGGGAGAGCUUGGUAUUGUGGGAAUGAGAGGAAUCAAGGGUGACAGAGGACCCAAGGGGGUUUGUGGAGGCGACGGGCCCAAGGGAGAAAAGGGGGAUGCUGGUCUUCAUGGACGGUCAGGCCUACCGGGGAGGAAAGGUGAACAGGGUGACGUUGGACCUCCUGGAGCCCCUGGGACCCCUGGAAAAGAGGGACUAGUUGGUCCCAAGGGGGACCGCGGGUUUGACGGGGUUGCAGGACCCAAAGGCUCUCAGGGAGAGAAAGGUGAAAGGGGUCCACCUGGUGUACCUGGGCCUCCGGGUCCCAGAGGAGUGGAUGGGGCUUCCGGCUUGACUGGCCCACAAGGACCAGCUGGUGCUAAAGGCCCUGAGGGGCUCCAGGGACAGAAGGGAGAGAGAGGCCCAAUCGGUCCAGCCAUGGUCGGUCCACGAGGCAUCCCAGGGAUCCCGGGAGAGCGAGGAGAGCAGGGAGAGAUGGGCCCAGAUGGAGGCAAGGGAGACAGAGGAGAGCCAGGCAUGACGGAGGAUGAGAUCAGACAGUACGUUCGCACCGAGAUGAGUCAGCACUGUGCGUGCGGAGGUUCAGGCCCCAACAUUCGGUCCCAGCCCACCGUCAGGGCUCGGCCUGCACCAGAGCAGCAACUGGUACUGAAGGGUGCGGAGGGCCGCGAGCUGCGUGUGGUGGUAAACACCAAUGACCCAGACUACGAGCACAUCUACUCCAUCGAGGCCUACGAUGACCCCGUGGACGAGCUGCUCUACUUGCCUCCGUCUGCCAACCAGAGUGACGGUGAGGUCGAUAAUAAGGAAUCUGAGAAAACAGUCAGAUUCGAACCAAACAAACCAGCGAGUGGAGUCGCUCAGAAAACAGCAACAGUUGGUGGUCAGAAAGCAGUCAAAGUUAUACCUGCAAAAGCAGUCAAGUCCAAAUCAGUCAGGUCCAAGAGGAGAGUCAAAGGGGAAGCUCCAGCAGACCUGUGCCUGCUGCCCAUGGAGGAGGGGAGCUGUGAGCGAUACACUCUGCGCUGGUACUUUAACAGUGAGGUUCAGGCCUGCAGGCCCUUCAUCUACAGCGGUUGUGAAGGAAAUGACAACCGCUUUCUCCACCUGGAGGAGUGUGAGGAGGUCUGCCUUGGGGAGGCUGAAGGUCCUCAUCCCUCAAAGACAGCACGAUGAUUGUGGCCAAAUCCUCUGCUGCCACAGGAAUGUUAGCCUUUAUAUAGCUUUUAAGGAUUAUCUUGUUGUCAAAUGUCUGUGGUUUUGUUUGUUUUUGUUUAUUUGUUGUUGUUGUUUUAAGCCCAACCAAACUUUACCCCAGUUUGUCAGGAGAUACCAGAAUAUGCCUCGUUGGUUUCUCUUACUAUGUGCCGUAGUAAAAAA